AUGGAGAACGAGAAGGGAGAGAUCGUCGAUCUCUACGUCCCCCGCAAGUGCAGCGCCACCAACCGCAUCAUCAAGGCCAACGACCACGCCUCGGUCCAGAUCUCCAUCGCCAAGGUUGACGAGAACGGUCGCUACACCGGCGAGAACCAGACCUACGCUCUGUGCGGUUUCAUCCGUGCCCGUGGUGAGAGCGAUGACUCCCUGAACCGCCUUGCCCAGCGUGACGGCUACGUCCGUAACGUCUGGUCCGCCUCCAGCCAGCGGUAA
Messenger RNA from Aspergillus ibericus CBS 121593, 267 nucleotides. It is a transcript of the gene rps21, whose product is annotated as 40S ribosomal protein eS21. The coding region runs from base 1 to 267 and encodes 88 amino acids. Gene Ontology annotation, cellular component: ribosome; cytosolic small ribosomal subunit. The record is from RefSeq and is a predicted model, not a curated record. The transcript is spliced from 2 exons. Gene Ontology annotation, biological process: translation; endonucleolytic cleavage in ITS1 to separate SSU-rRNA from 5.8S rRNA and LSU-rRNA from tricistronic rRNA transcript (SSU-rRNA, 5.8S rRNA, LSU-rRNA); endonucleolytic cleavage to generate mature 3'-end of SSU-rRNA from (SSU-rRNA, 5.8S rRNA, LSU-rRNA). NCBI's taxonomy places the organism in Eukaryota, Fungi, Ascomycota, Eurotiomycetes, Eurotiales, Aspergillaceae. Gene Ontology annotation, molecular function: structural constituent of ribosome.